Messenger RNA from Archocentrus centrarchus (flier cichlid), 4817 nucleotides. Its product is annotated as integrin alpha-M-like. Bases 184 to 3609 code for a protein of 1141 amino acids. Gene Ontology annotation, biological process: integrin-mediated signaling pathway; cell adhesion mediated by integrin; cell-cell adhesion. Lineage: Eukaryota; Metazoa; Chordata; Actinopteri; Cichliformes; Cichlidae. Gene Ontology annotation, cellular component: integrin complex; external side of plasma membrane. The record is from RefSeq and is a predicted model, not a curated record. The transcript is spliced from 31 exons. Gene Ontology annotation, molecular function: integrin binding.
GAUUCAUCCCGAGAACGACUUCGGACGUCAUAUGUCACGUGAUUUUUUUUUUCCUCGCCCAGAAGCAAGCUUCGAAGCAGUGGUUCUAGUUGGAAGUCCAGGUUUCGAACUUCUUCUCUGAUAGUAUCAGCAGAAGUAAUUUCUCGCUCAUCUGUCGUUUAUGGUCUUCAUGGGAGCAACACAAUGGACUGGAUAAUUCAUGCUACACUAUUCUUCUCAGCACUAAAUGCUGCACUUUGUUUCAAUAUUGAUCCUGUGGCCUGGAAGACUCUGAGGAGCUCUGCUGCUGGUUUUGGUUACCAGGUGGUUCAAAGACGGUCAGAUUUGCUCAUCAGUGCUCCACUUGAACAGUAUUCACAAAGUGGAAGAGGGAGAAUAUAUAGGUGCUCCGCCUCUGACUCAAACUGUCAAAAUAUACAAUUUUCAGCACCAGAUUUUGCAGUCAACAUGUCCCUUGGUUUGACAAUGAAAAGUGAUCCUACAGCACAAAACACUCUGGUGUGUGGUCCAACCAUUCCAAAGGACUGCAAAAGUAUCACCAUGUACAAUGGUGUGUGCUUUGAGAUGGAUCGUGACAAUAGAUUUGGACAAGCCAUGCCUUCUUCUCUUCAAGAGUGCCCGCUGCAAGCAGACAUCGCCUUCCUGUUGGAUGGUUCAGGCAGUGUAUCUCGUACUGAUUUUCAAACAAUGAAGAUGUUUGUGAAAAAUUUAAUCCGGCCAUUUCUCUCAAGUGAUGCACAGUUUUCUGUUACCCAGUUCUCCAGGUCACCGCAGGUACAUUUUUAUUUUAUGACAUUUUCCUCAUCUGGAUCAAUGGAGACUACCAUCGAUGGGAUCAAUCAACAGAGGCAAACUACUUACACAGCUAAGGCCAUCAAACAUGUUGUGGAAAAUGUUUUCAUACAAAGAGGUUCCAGACCAAAUGUGAAGAAGGUCUUGAUAGUAAUUACUGAUGGAGAAUCCCAUGACCGGAAGGAUCUGGGACCUGCAGUGAAACUAGCAGAGAGUAAAAAGAUUGUUCGAUUUGCUAUUGGGGUGGGGAAUGCAUUUACUUCACCUGCAGCAAAGCAAGAACUGGACACCAUUGCAUCGUCUCCCUCAGACAAACACGUGUUUCGAGUGGAUAGCUUCAACGCACUUGAAAGAAUAAGCGAGAAUCUGCAGGACAAAAUAUUUUCCAUAGAAGGAUCUCAAAGCGGUGGAGAGUCACUGAAAAUGGAAAUGUCUCAGGAAGGAUUCAGUGCAGCUUUUGUGCCUGAGGGAAUUCAAAUGUCUAUUGUUGGUGCAAACCAGUGGAAGGGAGGCUACGUGCAGUACACAAGGGGCCAGAAGGUGAAGACAUAUGAGGAUGUGUCUUUGGAGCCUGACAGUUAUCUUGGUUACUCCAUGGCAAUUGCUAAAACCCAAAGUGACUCUCUGACAAUUGUUGGUGCUCCAAGAUAUAAACACAGAGGAGUUGUGGUCGCUGUUAACAGACAAAGUGUUGAAAAUCAAAAGAUUGAACCCUUUUCAUCACAGUAUCAGACUGGUGAAUAUUUCGGGGCAGAGGUGUGUGCCAUGGACUUAAAUAAUGAUGCCAUCACUGAUCUAAUCUUCAUAUCUGCCCCAAUGCACAUGGAGCCUGAUGGAGAGGGAAGAGUUUAUGUUUGCAGACUAACUGGUUUGUUUGUUGAGUGUAAUUUUAAUGAACCAUUAAUACUCAGAGGACGUGCAGCUGUCAAAGGAAGGUUUGGCUCUUCUCUUGCUGUGCUGCCUGAUCUAAACUCAGAUGGAUUCAGGGAUUUGGCAGUUGGAGCACCUUUGGAGAAUGAUGGUGAAGGCAGCAUCUACAUAUUCCAUGGAGAAGGAAGAAGAAUCAGUCCUACUUACUCACAGAGAAUUACUGGCUCUGAGGUUCAGUCAGGACUGAAGUUCUUUGGCUUAUCAAUCAGUCAAUCAUCGUUUGACCAGAGUGGUGAUAAACUGCCUGACUUAGCGGUGGGUUCAAAGGGCAAAGUUGUCUUACUGAGAUCAAGACCCAUAGUGAUGGUAGAAGCUGAGGUGUCAUUCAGCCCAAAGCAAAUUCCUACUCAGAAUGUAGACUGCUCAAAACCAUUGGAGAACACAGCUACAAUCUGCUUUACCAUGAACAGAGUGUCUACAGUCAACACAGCUCAAGCAAGGAUUAAUUAUAUUUUAACACUGGAUGCCACUCGCAAACCUCCAAACAGCCGAGCUUACAUCAGUGGGAAACAACGAGAGCAGUCUGGAUCAGUUACUGUUGACUUGGGGGAAAAAAAGUGUUUAACUCUGACAUUCCAUAUUGAGGCCUGUCCAGAAGAUGCUCUCAGUGCGCUUUCCAAUGAGCUCAAAUUCACAUUUGGUGGUUUGCCCUCAAACACAAAUCUCAGGCCAAGUCUCGCCCCACAGGCUCAAACAACCACUUAUCCUUUAGGUUUUGAGAUCAACUGCGGCACUGACAACAAAUGUGUUGACAACCUGAAGGUAGAUUUCAGCUUCACCAGAUCCUCAGAGGUUAAAGUGGGCAUUGAUGAGCUUUUGGAUGUCACAGUCACAGUGGAGAACAGAGGGGAAAACUCCUACAACAGCCGUGUUAUUCUCACCUACCCAGCUGGACUCUCCUACAGGAAGUUCACCAUUCUGCAGGGAAGAAUUGAGUGCAACUCCUUGGACAGUGAAGAUGGUUUAUCACGAGGAAGCACAGACUGCUCUAUUGACAAGCCAAUUUUCAAAAGCAAAACUAAGGCUUCCUUCAUUGUGUCCUAUGGGGUUGACACCAAUAGUCAGCUUGAGAGGAAGAUUUUUGUCACUGCAAAUGCCACCAGUGGAAAUCAGGAGCAUGCUGCUACAAGUGAACUCUACAAAAAGAAAUCGAUUGAUGUGAAAUACAGCAUUUUUAUGACAUUUGAAAGCUCCCUCAGCUACAACAAUUUCACAUUUGGGGUGAAUAAUUUACAGAAACCAGUCCAACAAUCUAUCCAGGUUACAAAUGAUAUCAGAGCUCUUAAUUUCACUGUGGUGAUCAGGGUUCCAGUGAAGCUCGGUGAAAAAGACAUUUGGGUGGAUUUGAACAGUCUACAGAUCGCAGACUGUCAGAAAUCAAAUGGUGAAGAAUCACCUAUCAGAGAUUUUAUUCGUCAGAUACAAAAAAAUAAAGUAGUGGACUGCUCUGUAGCCAGGUGCAGAGUGUUCAAGUGCAACACAUUCAUGGGAAUACGGGAGAGCAGGACGUAUGAAAUCUCUGCCAACCUCAGUUCACGAUGGAUAGAGCAGAUUGGACUUCAAUCUGCCAAAUUCCUCUUGACCAGCACAGCCAGUCUGGAGUACGACAAAAACCAGUACAUCUACUUUUCAACAGGGUCCAACAACAAUCCUCCAGUUCGCAAGAUUGAGGCAGAGGUAGAAGUGUAUCCUAAACCAGAUUUCACCAGAGCGAUUGUCGGAGGAUCCCUGGGAGGGUUGGCUUUACUGGCUUUACUCACUGCUGGCCUGUAUAAGGCUGGAUUUUUCAAGAGUAAAUACAAUCAGAUGAUGAAUGAAAAUGCAGAAGGCAGUCCAGAUCCAGGGACUGAUGCAGGGACUGAUGAAGGUGCACCCCCAGCAGAAUAACAAAGAUAAUAUUUGUGCAUAGUUGGCCAUUUAAUUAAUAUGGAAGCUAUAAACAAUCCUGAUACUUUUAGGAAUGAACACAGUGUGCAGAAAUGUCCAUGCUACUGCAUUUGAUACAGUAAACAAGAAACAGCUGUUGCUGUGUCUGAAAUCACUCCUUCACUCACUCAUUCACUAUUACCUAUAACCGAGCUUCCUACCUGGUGGUCAGGACCCUCAAGACAAAAUAAAACUAAAAUAUUAAAGAAGAUUAUUUUUUUACAAAGUACCUUUUAAACGUGUUUGAUUUAAGCUGUCUGAGCAGAAAAAUACUAUUACCGGUCAUCUGCUUAAGGCAAAGCAUCACAAGAAGAUGCUCAAAAUAAAUGUAGUGAACUACUUUAUAUUGUCAGAAGUAUUCAAUCACUCAUCCAAAUCAGUGAAUUCAGGUGUUCCAAUCACUUUCAUGGCCACAGGUGUAUAAAACCAACCCAACAGAACACCUUUGACUUGAAUUAGAGUGGAAACUGUGAGCGAGGCCUUCUCGUCCAACAUCCGUGUUUCACUUCACAAAUGCACUUCUGAAAGAAUGGUCAACAAUUCCCAUAAACACUCCUAAACCUUGUUGAAAGCCUUCCCAGAAGAGUUGAAGCUAUUAUAGCUGCAAAGGGUGGGCCGACAUCAUAGUAAACUCUGGUGAUUAAGAACGAGAUGUCACUCAGUUUCGUAUGCAUGUGAAGGCAGAGCGAGCGAACACUUUUGGCAAUAUAGUGUACCUGAGCAGAUGGAAGUGAUUUUUGACCCAGUCCUGUGAUGCAUUAUGGUCGCAACUUUAAAGUGUGUUUGCAAUAGGACUUUAUGUGCAAACAUUGGAGAGAGCUUGUUUAAAAGUUGUUUGUUGAACAUAACAUUCAUGCCAUCAUGUAUUGUAAAAUGCUUGAAAUUCAAUACAUAUACAUACUUGCUUGCUUAAAAACAUAAAGACUUGCUUUAUUCAGGAAGCUGUGUUGUGACUUUGCUUAAAAAAAAUCCAUACUUCAAUGCUUAUUAUUUAUUGUGUGUACAUGGAACAUAUUUCAUUUUUGCUUUCAUGACUCGUUUUCCCCAUUUUUAGUUAGACAGAUAACAGCAGUGUGGUGUACAGACUAAACAUGUUAGUGCAUAACCAGUUUAUAAAAAAAGAACACAGAAGAACAUUUGUGUGGGGAAUGUGGCAUUAACUGGAACCA